GCGUCGUCCCGCGUCCGCGUUUAGUGUUGGCUUGGCGUUGCUCCUGGUUCUUGCUCUCUUUAUAUUGUCUUUGUAACAUCUAGAGCAUCUCCAUUGUUAAAGGCUGCGCUCUGGCUGCGUAACAUAAAAAGAAAGAAAAAAGCGACGGAGAUAAAACACAGAUAUAUAUAAAAGAGCAAGGGAAUCAUUGGAGGAGACGUGUGCGUGCGUUGUGCUAGGUGCGCCUACCAGUAUUAUGUAUUUACACGACUGAAUCAUCUGUCGUGCAAUUUUUCGCCCGUUUCGGUUAGCCAGAAAGAGAUAGAGAACUGCCAACUAGUCGACGAAGCUGUCAAAAGUUUAAGCUUGUCGCGAGCAUCGUCCUUAUAUCUGUACCUUCAAAUUAUCAUUCGUCAUGGAAAGCAUAUUUCAUGAAAAGCAAGAGGGAUAUCUUUGUGCAAAGCACUGCCUUAAUGCAUUGCUUCAAGAACAAAUUUUCAAUGCUGUUGAUUUGGCUACUAUUGCUGAACAAUUAGAUGCUGAGGAACGGAGAGCUAUGGCUGAGAGUGGUGAGGAUACCGAUGAUUAUCAGAGAUUCAUUAAGCAACCCUCGGGAAACAUGGACGACAGUGGAUACUUUUCUGUACAAGUGAUAACUCAGGCUUUAAAAGUUUAUGAACUGGAGUUAGUCCCUUAUACCAGUACAGAGCCAGUAGCGUUGAUGGCUCAAAAAGAACCAUCCCAAAUGAAAGCAUAUAUUUGUAAUUACAAAGGCCACUGGUUCACAAUUAGGAAGUUAGGUAAUCAGUGGUUCAAUUUGAACUCGAUGCUGAGUGGACCUCAACUCAUAUCAGACACAUACCUUGCCAUGUAUUUAGCACAACUUAUUCAGGAAGGUUAUUCGAUUUUCAUUGUCAAUGGAAACAUUCCUAAAUGUACAGCUGACAGCGUUCUCUCUAAAAAUCCUAUAAUUCCCUCAAAAAGUUCAAUAGUCUCAUUAAAGGCCAAUGUGCCAAGUACAUCGGGCAAAGAAGAAGUAAAAUUUGCAGGAAAAGGAUACAGAUUAGAUCUUAUGACUGAAGAUGAGGAGAAAAUUAUGGAAGUAGCACAUGCAUUUCAGAGUUGUGUAGUUCCAUCAACUUCACAAAUAGACAGUCGACCAGAGGUUGAAAUAAUCUCUGAGACACCAAGGCAACCACGCGAUAGGAUAAUUCCUAUUAUUAGGAUCGAUGAUCGCCAGCAAGUUCACACAGUCGAGGAUGACGAUGAGGACGACGAGUUGCAGAAAGCUCUCAAAUUGAGUUUAGAGAAUUACGAGCAAGAGCAGAGGGAUAGAAAUCUUAUAUCUCGGUUGGAACAUCCUUCCACAUUGUCAACAAAUUUUGGUUCUGUUGCUACGACUACUGAUAGUCCGGAUGACGAGGAAGACGAUGAUCUCAGAAGAGCACUUCAAUUGAGUUUGGAAUGUGUCACAGCACCACCAACUCCCGACCAAGAAGAUAUUCGUUGGCGUCGUUUGAAUUAUCUUAUGAUGCAGUCAAAUCCACAAAGUGAAAACUCGACGAAACUAAAUACUUAACAGAUGGUUCGCUUGGAUUUGUUACUAAUUCAUUCUUGUUACUUAACAUGUUUGUGGGUUGUCAAUUUUCAAUCGCGUGCCAUAAAUAUGUUAGCUUUACCAUCUUGUUGAUUGUUUUUUUGAGCUUAAUCUCUAUUCUAAUUAUAAUUGAGACUAACGAAGUUUAAGGUAAAUUACAUAUGGGCAUCGGAAUCAUUUGACGAAAUCGGUUUAGACGCAAACAAAUAACACGUCUCUGUACUAUUGCUGUAUAAAAUUUUACUUAAAUAAUAAUAAAAAAACAUCUAUCAUGUGAUUAGUUUGUUGAUCAAAGAUUUUAUGUGGAAUGUUUUUAUCUUUUGUAUUAUUUAUUCAUGUGACAAUAUCGCAUAAUAUUAUAUUAUAUAUUUUACUAAUAGUUUGAAUUCAUUUGUGUCUGUGUAUAAAAUUUAAAUAAAUUAAAUUUUUGUAA
Phymastichus coffea is the source of this 2009-nucleotide messenger RNA. RefSeq names its product ataxin-3-like. Gene Ontology annotation, cellular component: nucleus. The transcript is spliced from 5 exons. Gene Ontology annotation, molecular function: cysteine-type deubiquitinase activity. Gene Ontology annotation, biological process: protein deubiquitination. The coding region runs from base 395 to 1558 and encodes 387 amino acids. The record is from RefSeq and is a predicted model, not a curated record. Lineage: Eukaryota; Metazoa; Arthropoda; Insecta; Hymenoptera; Eulophidae.